Hymenoscyphus albidus is the source of this 2007-nucleotide messenger RNA. The record is from the annotation of a GenBank genome assembly. Lineage: Eukaryota; Fungi; Ascomycota; Leotiomycetes; Helotiales; Helotiaceae.
AUGCCUCAGCUGAGGUUUAACAUCACGAGUGUGGGUACCUACCAAGUUCCUGUCAUUGUGGGAGCGGUGGUGGGGGGUUGUUCGGCGAUCAAUGCGAUGGCGUUCCAGAGGGGUCAGAGGGAUGAUUAUGAGAGGUGGGAGGAGCUGGGUGGUGGGGAGGGGGGUGAAGUUGGGUGGGGAUGGAAAGGGAUGUGGGAGUAUUUCUUGAAGGUUUGUUGUUGAUUUUCUUUAUUGUGGUUUUGGUUCGAGGUUUAGUAUGGCUUGGAAGGAGUUUCUAAGGCAUUACCGAGAUGGUGUUCUGAGGAUUAGAGGAAAAUGGAGUGAGGCUGAUGACUAUGAAUAGGCUUCGAGGUUCAAAGAACCGGAUCCAGGACUGGCAAAGCAGUUUGGGAUUAGAUAUGAUAGAAGGCAUUGGGGGAGCGAGAACGGAACUGGUGUUUGGGCAAGUUGGGCUAAUUUUCAAUGGCCCGCUACUAGUUGAGUUUCCCCUCUAUACUUUUCCCCAAUAAAUGGAAACUGCUAACUAAGCCACUAAUAGAAAUUUUGUAUGAAGCGUGGAAAGACAUUCCAGGUAUUGAGUACCCGGAUGAUAAUGGUCAGGGAGAAAGUGGACCACAGUGGUUUCCGAGGUAAGAAGUCUUUCGAGGUGUGUAUUGAUUAUGAACUGAAAUUCAGCUCGAAGCUCCGUUGAUCCAGCGACGAUUACACGCUCUUAUUCCAAUACAGCACAUUAUCAACCUUAUAAAUCACGACUGAAUUACCAUCUCAUUACCGAACACAAAGUCUCAAAAAUCAACUUUGUAACUGCCGACGGGAAAGAACCAAAAGCCGAAAGCGUAACUUUUGUUUCACGAGAAACUGCAGAGAGGAGAACAGUGUUUGCGAGGAAGGAAGUUAUUCUUGCGGCUGGUGCAGUGCAUUCGCCGCAGAUAUUGCAGAGAAGUGGUGUGGGGCCAAGAAAGUUGUUGGAGGAGGCGGGAAUUGAGCUUGUGAAGGAGUUACCAGGUGUUGGAAAUAAUUUCCAGGACCAUACGAGUUUGAAUUUGGGAUAUAAUUGUGAGUUCGUUGUUCUUGCAUAUAUCAUAUAUUCUUUGAACAGCAAAAGAAUAGGUUGUGUCGGGAUAAACUGAAACAUCCUAGUCACAACGCAGCCAUUCCCAAAUCUGGAUGCUUUAGCAACAAAUGCCACAUACCAAGCAGAAGUUGACGAAAUGUGGAACAAAACACGAGUCGGUAAGUUCACAUCCUAGUCCUAAGCGACGACGCCUCGCUUAACUCAAACUCUAAAUAGGCCCCUAUUCAGCAUGGGGAAACACAGCAUCUCACGCCUUAGUCUCCUUUCCCGUCAUCUCUCCAGAUACCUACCAAGAUCUAGCCAACCAAAUCGAAAACCAAGAUCCCGCAGCUUAUUUUCCACCCGGAACCCAUCCGACAGUCAUUGUAGGGUACAAAGUUCACCUCCGCGUCCUCGCCAAAGGGAUGCGUUCUAAGAAUACGGGCUGGAUACAAAUUGCCAACGCACCGUCAGGAAAUGCGGCACUCACGAACUCUCACCCUUUAUCGCGGGGAACCAUCAUGCUCAACACCUCAGAUCCAGAGGGCGAACCAGUCGUAGAUUACCGCGCCAUGUCAAAUCCACUAGACAUCAAAAUCUUUGUUGAGAUGAUAAGACUGAUGCGUAGAUACGUUCUAGCAGAUGCAAUCAUCAAACAGCUUUCUCCAGUGUGGUACAACCCCCCGUUAGAGAUGACAACCGAUGAAGAGAUUGGGGAUUGGACUAAAAGAACGGAUGUCCUACUACCCACUGUGUAUCAUCCUAUUGGGACGUGUUCGAAGAUGCCGCGGGAGUGGGGAGGUGUUGUGAGUGAGGACCUGAGGGUUCAUGGGGUGGAGUGGUUGAGUGUUGUUGAUGCUAGUAUUAUUCCGAGUUUGGUGGGGGCUACUACUGGCCAGAGUGUUUAUGCUGUCGCUGAGAAGGUUCGUUUCAUCUCAACUCUCGAAGUAUAG